CUCCCUUUCAUGAGAUGAAGAACUUCAUCGUUCCUCCCUUUUGUAAGUGAUGCUCUCUAUGCCGAUCUCUACCACUUUUUCAUCACAAACACCUCAUUCCCACUUGUCCACUCUCCACCAUCUCCUCCUCUAUGGCUGCCGCCACGAGCCAAUUGAGAAACCCAAAAUGCCUGAAACCUCUCACAUGUCGCCACCGUGGAAGGCCAAACUUGCUACCCUCGAUUCGAGUUCCGACGAAUGCAGUUCAUUCGGCUCUUUAGGGUUUCGGAGAAAAGCUUGAGGCGUUCAAUCUUACUUUCACUUAUCUUCUCAAGCGUCGUUCUCAAUCUUCUCAAAUUCUCCCCGACCGUCCAUCUCCUCCAGCACCAUUUCCCAGAACUUGCAAUCGGUUCUGGCUGGGGAAUUUGUUGGCGGCGAGAAGAAGUGACCAGUUAGUGUCUUCCCGACGGGGGGAGAAUAUCAGCUCAGCUCCUCCCACAGGUAAUUUAUGCGGCGACGAUUCCCCACCUCUUAUGAAAUUGACGCAUGAAGGCGAGGAUUUGGCACUGUUUGAUUGUAUCUUCUCGUCACGGCAGUUGGGGUUUUGUCGAGGUGUUCCGAGAUAUAGGAAUCACGCUCUGGAUUUUUCCUCUUGGUCACUUUCAGCUCAUCGAUCUCGCGCUGCUACCAGAAUCACGGCGGUCCCUAGCUUCUUGUUGUAACCAUUGGAUGUGAGUUGAGUGAGGGAGCUGGGGUGUUGAUUGUUGUCAUCAAUUACCAUAAAGUACCCCGCAACCCACAAUUAACCAUCAAUAACAGAGGCGGGAUCCAAAAACUGAGGUUGAGAGCAAAACUCACCGAGAUCCAACCACAGCGGCAGGAUGAGCAAAACUCACCGAGAUCCAACCACAGCGGCAGGAUGAGGGCAAUCUAGGGAUGUCAAUUACCCACCCAUGGGUAAUUAUACCAAACCCAAGUAGAUCCAUUGAUAAUGGGUUGGGUAUGGGUGAAGUGCAUAUGAGUUUGGGGGUUUGUAUAUGGGUUUGGGUAAGGUAUGAAUAUUGCUUCUAUAAUCUAAAUUGGUAUGUGUUGGAUAUGGAUAUCCAUUUACUUGAGGGUGUUUUAACUACACAUGCAAUAAUUUGACCUAUUUGUAAAACGUGAAAAUUUUAGGUACCAAAAUGUAAGACCACAAAAAUUUAGGUACCAAAACGUAAUUUUUCAUCGAUAUUUUGAGGACUUAUAUGCAAACAAAAAAUUAAUUUUAGGUACUAAAUAUGCAUAUCUAUUAAGUUUAGGUAUCAAAUUAUAAUUUGUAUUUGGGCAUGGGUACAAACCCAAAUCCAUUUGUUAUAAACCCAACCCAAACCAAAGUAAAUGAGUAUGGGUACAAACCCAUCAAACUCUACCCAUAUCCAUCUAUUUGGAUAGUUAAAAACCCAUGGGUAUGGGCAAAAUUGUCAUCCCUAGAGGGCAUUGAUGGUGCCGACAGAGGUGACACAACAGCAGAAGUGACACAAUAGUGGCUGUGGGAUGACGCACUGAUGGUGCCGGCAGAGGAAGAGGAAAUUUGGGGACUGUUCUUCCUCCCUCAGCGAGGAGUCUUGGAGAUGGGGUAGCAUAGCAAAGCGGCGGAGUAGCAGAGCUGCCGUUGUCUUCGCCGGAGAUCGAUACCCAGGCAAGCUUGGAAUUCAUCGACGCCGCCAACUCUGCUUCGGCUUCCUAAACCCCCCUCCGUCAAUGCUUAAACCCCCAAACCCAGAAACUCCCGCUCUCUCCUAGCAAUCGGUCGCCGUGGUAGCUUGGAGCCAGUUCACGUCGAUCCCGCGGAGGAACGAUGUCGUCGUCUCACCCAGGCUCGGGUCCGAAUUCGGAACUGCAAGACUGCAACCACGAAAAUAAAAAAGUGGAUUGAACCAAAAAAGUCCAAGGAUAAAUUUUUUUAUUAUUUUUUAAUAAAAUAUGAUGUAGCAUCUACAUGACAAAUGUGGUCGAGUUGUCGCUGACGUGUGCAAUGAUUUGGCAUCGUAGUCACCUUAACAUUAACCUAAGUGACGGACUUUCUAACACCGUUAAAGUUUCUAACAUAAAUUGCUAGAUUUGUCACACUACCAUCCAAUUUUUGGGCUAUUUUGUGUUUUCAGAUAGUUAUGGCUAUAUUUGCCACAAACGUGAAAGUUAUGACCAUACAAGUGUAUUUUGCCAACUUUUACAGAAUAGUGUUGCAGAAAUCUUUCAUACGGUGUGGCCUAAUAAUGAAGUUAAGUUAGUAAAUAUCAAAAUUGAUGAAACUGUUCUGUAAAAACCAACAUAUCUUACCAAACCUUACGAAAGUGGCCUAAUAAUGAAGUUAAGUUAGAAAAUAUCAAAAUUGAUGAAACUGUUCUGUAAAAACCAACAUAUCUUACCUUUUUUUGUGUCAAAAGAUAUCAUGUAUUGAUCGAAACCAUAGACAGUUACACCCUGGAAACCAGCCAGGUCUGGAAAUCAAAGAAACGACUCAUAGUCGGAUACAAAGAGAGGGCUUUCCUAGCUACCAAAUGAGCUACCCUAUUGUUCUCCCGACCUACAAAACACACACUAAAGCCAGGCUGAGUACGAAAAUAAUGAGCAAUCUCUUCCAGAACAGCACCCAACCGGCUAUCUCUUGUGUCGGCUUGAUUAAUUUUGUCAAUAAUCAAAUUCGCAUAGCCCUCAAAUCGGACCUCCGACAAACCUUGCUCCACACACCAAAUAAUAGCUUCCCUAAGCACAAGUAAUUCCACCACUACAGGAUCAUCCAUUUGAGAAAACUGGACCCCUCUAGCCAGAAGGAGUGUCCGCGCCGGGUCAAAAAGAACCAUCCCACCAGCCGAAUGAGACCCACCCUUAGUAGCCCCGUCCCACAUGCAAACCAAAUGGGAAUCGCCCACUUGUGCUGUGGGUUGCAUUAGCGGGAUUUGUACCCUAGGCGCCUGGUCCGCUGGUAGACCCACCCAUUCCUCAUACUGUUGGUUAAACUGUCGCAUGAGCGCCGGGAUCCCAAAUUGUUUGCCUUCAAAAACUACCCAAUUUCGAGAUCGCCAGAUCCUCCAAAGGAUGGCAACAACAGCCAUAACCACUGACGGUUGAUGGAUCAAACCCAACAGACGUUUGAGAAACAAAGGAAAAGUAUGCCGAGGCAAACCCUCCCCCAAGUAUUCCAGCCCAGAAUAAUCCCAGAGAGCCCGCACAACCGAAAAAUAAAGGAACAGGUGUUCCAUUGUCUCCGGGCCAUCCCAACAAACUGGACACCAAGGUAUCACCUGGACCUUUUUCGCAAUAAGCGCCUCCAUAGUCGGCAGAGCCCGAUUAAGAAUUUGCCAAACAAAAACCUUCAACUUCGGAGUGAUUUUCGCCUCCCAAACUCUAAUCCAACUCGGCUUAUCCAUCCAGCUAAUCGAGGAUUGCCACCCACCUCUCCUCCUGUCCAAGUCGACAGCCAAAUGAUAGGCCGACUUAACCGAGAAGACCCCGUUAGCCGUAAAAUGCCAGAUAAGCUUAUCAGGCACAUCCCAACGUGGGAGAGGAAUAGCUUUAAUAGCCUUACAGGUGGGCGGGUCAAACCAAUGACUGAGCUUCUCAUCAGACCACCUCCCUCCCCCUCACUAAUAACCUCCGCCACCAAGGGAUCACCCCCCUCAGACAAGAUCCGCGGAUUAUAGCAUGGGGGAUCUAGUUGGUACCUAGGAAUCCAGUUAGAAUGAAGGAGGGAGACCGAUUGGCCAUUACCAACCUGCCAUCUCAAACCCCUCUCCAAUAACUGACGCCCAUGAAGGAUACUUUGACACCCCUAGGAGGGACGAGACCUAGCAGUCGCGGUCAGGAAAGACCCUUGAGUAAAAUAUUUGCCUUUAUAGACCUGGGCAAUAAGUGAUUGAGGUUCAUUGAGAAUACGCUAGCCUAUCUUAGCCAAAAGAGCUUGGUUGAAAUGCUCGAACUGGCGAAAUCCCAUCCCCCCAUCAUGCUUACUCCUGCACAUGUUACGCCAGGACACCCAUCUAAUCUUGGGAUUACCGUCCUCAGCACCCCACCAAAAACGGGCCACAUGCUUACCUAAAAGACGGCAAAGAGCCAGGGGAAGACGGAAACACGACAUAACAUGAAGGGGAAGAGCCAACGCUAUGGAUUUAAUCAAUGUUUCCUUAGCAUCCCACGACAAUGUCCUUUGCUUCCACCCCUGAAGCCGCUCUAGGAGUUUUUCCUCCAAAUAUCUGAAUGUAGCCGUUUUGAAUCGAGCAACCAGCGUUGGAAGCCCCAGAUAUUUAUCGUGGACCCCCACCGCACCAACCCCUAGAAUCGUGGCCAAGAACUCCUGAUCUGGCGUGGAAAUAUUCUUGCUAAAGCACACCGCCGACUUCUCCAAAUUAACGCGUUGACCACUCAGUUCCUCAUAUUCAUUCAACACCUCAAUAAAAUUCUCGCACUCCUGCAGAGAACCUCGCAAAAAUAAAUAAGAAUCAUCCGCGAAGAACAGAUGCGAGAUUCUCGGAGCACGAGGAGCUACUUUCACCCCCUCUAAUUUUUUCUCUGUGAUCGCCUUUCGGAGGAGGGCUACAAACCCCUCCGUGCAGAGUACAAACAAGAGAGGAGAGAGCGGAUCCCCCUGGCGAAGGCCCCUAUAGGUAGUGAAAUACCCCGAGGGUGUACCAUUCAUCAGAACCGAGAAAGAGGAGGAACGAAGACAUUCAUGUAUCCAUCCUUGCCAGACUGAAUUAAAACCCAUCUUAUCCAAAACUGCAAGCAGGAAGGGCCAUUCGACUCUAUCAUAUGCCUUUUCCAUGUCAACCUUUAGAGCCAUGUACCCCUUCUUCCCUUGCUUUUUUAUUUUCAGAUAAUGCAUUAGUUCAUGUCCUAUAAGGAUGUUAUCAAUAAUCUGUCGGUCUCUGAUAAAGCCAUUUUGGCCUUCCGAAACGAUCUGAGGGAGCAUGCUAGCCAGCCGUUCUGCCAUGAUUUUGGUAAUCACUUUGUAAACAAACUGGCAUAGACUAAUCGGCCGCAAUUGUCUAAUUGUUUCCACCGAGUCCACUUUAGGGAUCAAAGUGAGCUAGGUAUGGUUAAAGCUUUAAAGAACUUCCCUGUGAAGCCAUCCGAUCCCGGGGCCUGUUUCGAACCCAUGGAAAAGACCGUACUCGGACCUCACUAGGCAAAACCUCCGCCGUCAACUGAGCAUUCAUUUGCAGAGUGACACUACGGGCAAUCGGCAGAGUCGCUGCCCUCUCAGCCAUAUUCGGAACCUGUGUCUCCGAGGUAAACAAGUUUUGGUAAAAAUUGGUGGCAAUAGAAGCCUUUCCGGUUUCCGCAGUGACCCAUUCACCCUCCUCAUUUCGAAGCCCAGAAACGAAAUUCCUCUUCCGUCGAGCCCUUGUGAUCGUAUGGAAGUAGGCAGAAUUUUGAUCUCCUUUUUUUUAACCAUUUUACUCUGGAUUUUUGCUGCCAGAAACCCUCCUCCGCUUCCCACUGCCGGGAUAGCUCUGUUUCCAGGGUCCUGAUCUCAUCCCAAUCCACCGGAUGGAUCGAUUUUAUCCUAUCAAUCUCAGCUUUGUGCGUCUUGAUAUUGCGCAGGGAAUUAGUUGUGCCCGCCCUACUCCAAUCAUAUAGCAGAUGACAGAGUUUAUUUAGGCGUUCCCACAGCCGAAACAUAGGGGUGCCUUGGACCUCCUCCUGCCAGACAUAGUAGACCAUGGCCCUCACCUCCGGAUUAUCCGCCCAUCAGGCAUCAAAACGGAACAGAGGCCUACUAGUACGAACAUAUGGUUUAUCUGCAAGGAGAAGAGCACGAUGGUCUGACCCCUGGUCCGUGAAGUGUUUGACUAGAGUCUCCGGGUAUGAAUCCAUCCAAACCUGAGAGCAGAUCGCUCUAUCCAGACGUGCACGAAUGCAAGCAUCGCCCAUGCGCUUAUUAGUCCAAGUAAACUGAUCUCCUUGGUAACCAGGGUCGUGGAGACCCAAAUCAUGAAUAAAUUCGCGGAGACUAAAGGCUUGGGCAGCAUUCCACUCCCACCCCCCAUCUUUUUCACUCUCAUGCAGAGUAGCAUUGAAAUCGCCUAUGAUCACAUAAGGGUGAUUGAUACUCGUACAAACGUUUCGCAAUUGAGCCAAUUGGGUAGCUCGAACAGCAACAUUACAACUAAUAUAAACAAAGAUCGCUACAUAAGAAAAAUCUCCUUCAUUAAUUUGCGAACAUAGAAAUUUGAAUGACAAAACACCGAAGUGUCAACCCCGGGGGCCCAAACAACUACUUAACCUCGCGAUGCAUCGAAUGCAUCAACAAAAAAACAAUGCGAAAGAGGAAAACCUAAACCCCGCAUACGACGGGACACUACACGCCGGCUCGAUCGCGUUUCCGAAAAAAAUACGAGAUCCGGUUUAUUAGAAUGAACCAGCCCUACAGUAGUUUGGAAAGUGAGGGAUGACCCAAUUCCUCUCACAUUCCAGGCCAUAAUCCUCAUUUAUUGAAUGGGGGCCACUCGAGGCUGGCUUCCUCCACCUUCUCCAGAACAUCAGUUGAUUCCACAAAUGGCUUCUUCGGAGUAGGGAGAUCACCCAUUUCCCUAUCCAACUCAUCGAGCACGCGCUUCCGGGUCUCCACAGAUGGGUCCAUGAGAUUAGACCCAUAUUCAUUGAGAGUCGAGCGAGGCCCAUUGAUAGGUAUAUCCUCCUCUUGAGCAAAGACCAACCCAGCUUCAAAAGCCUCAACCACUUGGUGGACUCGCCCAGUCAAGACUUUGCGAGUCUCCAUGGAGACCCCACCUGGUGAUCUUCUCUUAAUCUCAAACGGGAGCUGAUCGUCGUUCGACUGAUCAUCAUCUGAAUCCAUGGUCUGCUGCUGACCCUCAUAAUCUCGAGGGGCUACAACCUCCUCAUCCUCCAACUCUCGCGGACCAUCAUAAGGAGUCGUUCCCCCAUCCUGCUUCGACUUAGCCCAAAUGCAGUAUGCUCCGCCAUUUUUCAGUCGUGGGCGAGCCCGAUGCACCGUUCUUCCAGUAUGAGAAGUACCCUUUGGGGGAACUCGAGGAUUCUCCAGGGGCUGUCUAGAUUGGGCGGCUUUCGCACUAGCCAACUCCUCCUCUUCCGAUUCCUCUUGCAAGAUCAGCCUUCGCCUCCAGAUUCUUCAAGAACAACCUCAACCUGGUCCUCUGUCUGCUGACGAUUGGACACCUUUCUGGCACGUUUUGCCACCUGCUGACUACCCUUGGAGCCCUUUCAGGGGAGAGGUGCAGCCUCUCUGGGAGACAGUUUCUUAUGGUGCGGACGAACCCCACCACCAAUCUUCACUCGAGGUGUGGCCUUGAAAACAACCUGUUUAGGGCUAGCACGAUUCCCUAACAGCUUAGGUCUGGAUUUCAGCACCCGAGGUUGCGGUUCCAUAUAGCCAUGAAUCUCCUGCUGAUGAACAGCCUGAUCAACAGAGCGAUCACUAGACACUGGUCAUAUCUCACGAGUUAUAGCAUUCUUUGCAUUCCCAUCAUUCUGCACUUGAACAUUUUUGUUCACCCACACUGAUUUACUGGUGUUGCGAAACUUUGGGAACUCAUCCUCAUCCAUAUAGAUCUUCCUUCCUAGUUUCCUUGUAGACAUAUGCGGGCCAAAGCGUUCUUUACCAGGUGGAGGAUCAAAAACAAAUUCUGGCUUCGAGUGCCCCAUACGGCCAUAGAGGUAGCAGAAGGUCGAUGAGUGCCCCAGACCGCCAAGAAUUGAGACCGCAACGGCUUAGUGAAAUCGAUGAGGGCGUGCACUUUAACAAAGCACACCUCUGUUUCUCUUGAUGCGAAAACAUCAGCCUCCAAGACUUGGCCUAUUUUUCUGGCUGCCACUUUCCUGCCGAACUGCUUGGAGCAGCAAUCCUCUUUCACAUUCCACAAUUGAACACGGAAGGGAGCAGUGGCCAGAUCAUCGAAAACUGGCCUCGUGAUAGCUGAAGUCCAAGACCGGAGAUGUAAAAUUCUGUCUUUAACAAUCCACGGAGUUCGUUUGGGGAUCCAAACCCUCGUCUCAUCACUUGGCAAAACAAUUUCAAAUAAGCCAUAUUUAGUGACCGAAACCCUAAGAUUUCCUUGCACCCGCCAGGCCUCGAUGAAGCCCUCUCGCAACUCACUAGGAGUAAAUUUGCACUACAAGAAAACCGGCCUAUAGAGGCAAAUAAUUAGAGGCAAUUGUUGUAUUGGUCUCUAUAGCUAGACGUUAGGAGCAAAUAUAUUAUUUGACUCAGAAGGUGAAAUUAUUUGUCUCUAUAGACAAAUCUGAUAGUCUUUAGAGACAAAUACAAUUGUUGCUUAUAGCUAAGUCAUUAGAGACAAAUUUAAUAGUCUUUAGAUUCAAAUAUAAAUGCUCCUUAUACAUAUAUCAUAUAGAUGCAAAUCUAAUAGUAUUUAGAGACAAAUACAAAUGUCUCUUAUCAUCAUGUCAUAUGGAGACAAAUCUAAUAACCUUUAGAGACGAAUACAAUGUCACUUAUAGUUAUGUCAUAUGGAGACAAAUUUAAUAGUCUUUAGAGACAAAUCUAUAUGCUCCUAAAACACUAAUUCGAAUUGGUUGUAUUGUGUAGGUUUAAGUAAUGGGGAAAAAUUAUAAAAAAAUAAUGGGAAAAAACUUAUCAUUUAUGCCGCCCAAAGUUUCUCCAUUUCUACCCAAACUUAUUUGUAUAAGUAAAAUAAAAGAAUCCUUUUAUUAAAAAAUAUAAAUAAAUAGAGAGCUCUUCGAAUUUCCUUCUCAUUCCACAACCCUAACCGCCAACCCAUGAUCUUUCAUCUCCUCACGUCAUUAGUAUAUAAAUGAUAUUAACCACAACCGUAAUUAACUCUUCCUUCAAUCUCAGGCGACUAUAUAUCUUCUCCUCCAAAUCCUUUUAUUUUUUCUCUGCAGAAGAAACCGUCCACUUACCUCCUUUUUCUCUUCCUACACUCCCUGCCCUUCUCUCUUCCUCAUUCCUCCAUAAGCCUUAAGCAAUUCCAGAUCUACCCAUUUUUAGAUCCUUAAGAUCCUUCUUUCCUCCCUUUCUUCCAUCAGAACAAGAGAACUACAUAAACCGGCAACUUCCCUUCUUUUUUUCUUCUUCUCUACUCUGUACUCUUUUCUCUUAUUCUUUCAAGCGGUUGGUGGCAUCAUACUGGAAACGACAACGAGGUGGAGCGGACGGCAGUUUUGAGCGAUAGCAAGGCGGCAGGCGUACAUAUGGUGACAGUGACGUUCGACAACCACGAAGGUGAGAAUAGAUGUAGAGAUUGGAUUAGUUUUAAUAAUUUGAAUAGAUCUGGUGGUUUCUAUAAUGCAUGUCUGCUAAGCACUAACCAUUCUCCUUUUCUUAUAUGGGAUUUUCUAUAAUGCUGAUGUGGUAAUCUUUUGUUUUUGGUUAUAAUUUUGGUGAUGUUGGCCGGAGAAAGCUAGGUGGUGGCGGCCCAACGACUUCUUGUCCUAAUCCAGCAGUGAAGGUCCGCCUUGGAUGAGGGUCAUCUCGUGACAACUGGUAGUAGUAUCAGGGUCAAGAAUUGAACAACAACGUGAUAAUGUUGAUGGCGGAUGAGCUUGCUAGUUGUUCGUUGCUAGGAGAAUUUUGUACUCAAAUUGAUGAACUUGUGUAGUUUUAGUGGAUACAGAUGCCUAUUUUCAAUUUUCACUAUUUUAUCUCUUUCAAAUAGUUUUGUAUUAGUUGUAAUUUAGUAUACGAAUAAAUAAAUAAGAAAUUUUGUG
This is a messenger RNA of Linum trigynum, 9687 nucleotides long. Lineage: Eukaryota; Viridiplantae; Streptophyta; Magnoliopsida; Malpighiales; Linaceae. The record is from the annotation of a GenBank genome assembly.